CGGCUAAAUGAAAAUGGCAUCACCUACACCUUCAAUAGAAUCAAUACCUAGAGCAAGUUCAAUUGGAUCAUUCGGUGAUCAACACGACUACUUAUCAUUAUCGCCUUUGGCGGAUUCACCAUUGUCAGUAAGCGGCUCAUCGCCCCCAGUAAGUGACUCAGUAGACAGAGACAGUGAUCACUCUGAACUACAUUGUCAGCAGUGCAGAGAACCCGUCUCAGACCCAAAAUUGUUAGCCUGUUUUCACACGUUUUGUAACGCUUGUCUCGAAAAAAACAAACUCAUCUGUCCACGUUGCAAUACUGAAUCAAUCGAGGGCAUCUUAAAUAGCCUUCUCUUUAACACAGAUAACAGCAACGAUUUCCAUUCAGCUGCUGUCCGUUGCACAGGCUGCAAACAUAAGAAAUUAGACGCAGUCGCCCGCUGUGUCGAGUGUGCCAACUAUUUGUGUUCCAAUUGCGUCAUGGCACAUCAAUUCAUGCACUGUUUCGAAGGCCACAGGGUUGUUAACCUGCCGGAGAUUAAAGAUGAACCCAAAAAUGGAGUAAUCUCCAACGGUAUCAUGGGCAUCAUAUCCAAUACCGAAAAAAGUAUGAUCUGUCCUCGUCAUAAAGCAGAAUUGUUAAAGUAUUAUUGCCGCACGUGCGCCGUACCAAUUUGUAAAGAAUGUUUAGCUUUGGAUCAUCCCAUCGGGCUCCACGACUAUGAACACAUCAGCGAAGCUGCACCAAAACAGAUCGAAGCGAUUCAACACGCUGUAACUGAAGCAAAGAGCAAAGCUACCGAUAUCAGAAAUAUCCUUAAAAAUGUAGAACACGUUUCCAGUCGCCUCCAGAUUCAAUAUCAAAAAGCUCAAAACGAAAUCAAUGACACUUUCCUAUUUUACAGAUCCAUGUUGGAGGAAAGAAAGCAAGAACUUCUCAAAGAAUUAGAGAGCGUUUUUAGUGCAAAACAAAUCUCAUUGGGCGUGGCCACGCAAAAGGGCCAGGAAACGUGCGAACAAAUUUACAAAACCUGCGAAUUUGUAGAGAGACUGAAUAAAUGUGCAAAUGUUGUUGAAAUACUUAUGUUUAGAAAAUUAUUAGAUAAUAAAUUACAAGGUCUUUUAAAUUAUAACAUUGAUCAAAGCGUGCAAGCAGCAUGCGAGUUGGAAUUCGUAUCAAACUAUCAAGCCAUACAAGUAGGCGUCAGAAAUACUUUUGGUUAUGUGAGAUCAAACUCAGAGCCAGUGGUGGGUCCAAGCAAACAGCCCCCUAUCGCUAGACCUACAGGCGGUGGUGGUUCAAGCUCCAGCGGUAGCAGCGUCAACGGAAGUUCUGGUAGUCUAAACGGUGGAAUGAUCUGUUCAUUUCCCAUUUCCAACUCAAGUCAAUCUACAUCUCCUUUCGAAUCAAACAUAAUCAGCAAACGAUUCAGCAGUGCCAACAGUUUGGGUCCGUUUUCGACGACAAUGGGAGAUUUAAAUCUCAAUGGUAUCAACCCUUACGAGAAGUGGUCCAACGGCGGAACUACGGACAGUAUUUUUCAAAAUGGAACCGCCGAUCCAUACGCGCUAAGCGGUACCACCCAUAAUGACCCCAUGCUAGAUCUGACUUCUAAACUCAUGUCGACUGCGAUCUUUCCCCCGAAAUCUCAAAUAAAACGACAAAAGAUGAUUUACCAUUGCAAGUUUGGAGAAUUCGGUGUUAUGGAAGGACAAUUUACCGAGCCCAGCGGAGUAGCCGUGAACGCCCAAAACGACAUAAUUGUUGCCGAUACGAAUAAUCACAGAAUCCAAAUCUUCGACAAAGAAGGCCGAUUUAAGUUUCAGUUUGGCGAGUGCGGUAAACGCGAUGGACAAUUGUUGUAUCCCAAUCGCGUCGCUGUAGUGCGCACAUCCGGGGACAUUAUCGUUACAGAACGGUCUCCGACACAUCAGAUCCAGAUCUAUAACCAAUAUGGUCAAUUUGUUCGUAAAUUUGGAGCAAAUAUCCUCCAGCAUCCUCGUGGUGUUACCGUAGACAAUAAGGGACGAAUCGUCGUUGUGGAGUGCAAAGUUAUGAGAGUGAUCAUCUUCGAUCAAACCGGUGCGGUACUCCAGAAAUUCGGCUGUUCGAAGCAUUUGGAAUUCCCUAAUGGUGUUGUCGUGAAUGACAAACAAGAAAUCUUUAUCAGUGACAACCGAGCUCAUUGCGUUAAAGUAUUCAGCUACGAAGGAGUCUACUUACGACAGAUCGGUGGAGAAGGUAUCACCAACUACCCUAUCGGAGUAGGCAUAAACGCCAACGGAGAAAUCCUUAUCGCAGAUAAUCAUAACAACUUCAACCUGACGAUUUUUACCCAAGACGGCCAGUUGGUGUCUGCAUUGGAAAGCAAAGUCAAGCACGCGCAAUGCUUCGACGUGGCCCUGAUGGACGACGGUUCCGUGGUAUUGGCCAGCAAGGACUACAGGCUCUACAUAUAUCGUUAUGUGCAGGUACCUCCCAUCGGCCUGUAAACGAACGUUUCCUCCAGGCAGGGUCUCCAGCCGCCAUUCCCAACACUUUUUGUUGAUGCAUUUUUGAAUGGAGUGGGCGGAUGCUGGUCUGUUAAUUAUAUUAUUUUUUAAAGUUGUCAAAAUUUUCACGAUAUUUAUCGUCAUAGUUUUGUACUGUAUUUCACAUGUUGAUAUUUUAAUAUUUAACGUUUGACGAUGCGAAGCUGAACAGUCGCUACUUUGGUGGCCUGUCGCCAUGUUGUAUGACCAAAUUUAUCAAUUUUUAAAACAGGGAUUUUAUUAUUAUUCAGAUUAGAAAUGUUAACCAAGCAUCGCACGGUGCCUGGGCCAUUGUUGUAAUUUAAAUUUGAGCAGUUUCCGAUGAUAAUGAUCUAUUUUAAUAUGCGUGUAUGAUGUUGUGUAUGUUCUUAGAAUAGAGCCUUGUUGUUUGCGGGAUGCCGCGUUGUUACGGACCCUAGUCAACCAUAUGAACUGUACUUUCAAUUUAACAUAGUAGUAUCUCAUUUUUAUUAUUAUUAUCUUAUUAUUAUUAUUACGAAUAAUUGUUCCCUCUUUUCCUGUGGAUGUUUGUAUACUAUAGAGUGCCGUGCCACUCGGGACACACCCCGUAGUUGGCAAUUUGUUUUUUACGUUUAUGUAUUUUUAGUUUUGUUAUUCACAUUUAAUAUUAGAUAAUACUACGUGUGUGGUGCAUGCGACAUCUUUCCACCAUCUCUUAUUUUUUUACUUAGUUGUAGGUUUUUGUAGUAAUAUAUUUGUUUGUUGAUGCUGCCAAGUUUAAGAUAGAGGACGUCGAUUCACUACACAAAGAUCGGCGUCCUAGGGCGCCAUAAGCCUUUCAAGACUAUAUACUUAGUAGCUAGGUUUUUCGUUCAUUAUUACUCUUGUUAUCUCGAGGCGAAACCAUGGACAAUAGCUCAACAGUUAAUUAAUCUUAAAAAAAUAUCCAGUCAGCGGUAACCUUGUUAAGAUGUUUCAAUUAUGAUGACCAUAUUAUAUAAACUAAGUGACAAAUUCCAAUUCAUCCAUCAAAUACUGUCUUAUUCGUUACGAGAUCAAUUUUUUGUAGCACUCUUUUUAACUAUUUCUUGUCUGGUGUAGCCAUCACCUAUUCCUAUAAAAACUAAACCCUAGAUUCAGUGACAGUGGAAUUGAAUAAUCGGUUAUCAAACAAAAAUAUUUUCACAUUUUUGACAAGAAAAAAGUCCCUUUUCCAAGUAAGCACUUUUCCUAUAUUAUUUUGUUUUAAGUUUAAUAACAGAUUUGAUCAUUGACCUUGCAUAUAAAACUAAUUAGUGUAGUAUAACCUUCUGAUGUAACAACUUAAACAAGGUUAACAUAAAAACUAAGCUGACAGGGCAUUUUUUCGAUAUUAUAGUUGAAGACAAUUGGGCAAAAUAUCCUGCAGACUUUAUUUCGCUUUUAUUUUUGUUUUGUUUGUUUUUAUAUUGAUAACAAUUUGCCACCACAUGACAAUUUUUUAUUUAUUUUAUUUAUAUAUUUUAUAUUUAGAAGUUGUAAGUAAAUCGAAUGUUUUGUAGUCAGAAAACGGUUCUACGUAGGAAUUACACGCCACUUAUUUAAUUCCAACCUUACAUUACUUGUAGAGUUAAAAACGCAAUCAAUCCUUAAACCUAGUUUACUUGAAAGAUAUAUGUUGACAUAGUCCGAAUAUGAGCCCACACCACAUUUACAUUGAUGUAGAUUAAUGGUUUUUGUGUUUCGGGCCCUUCAGAAUGUGCCAACGUAUCUUCAUAAACGGUUAUAUAUUAGCUUAAAACAAAACAACAUGCAAAUCAGUCGCUUCCUUUGACUCACAUGCGUGAACGCUCGACAAAGGAAUUAUUACUGCAACUUUGACACGAUUCAAAAAUUUGUGCUUUGGAGAGAAGAUAACUUGAAUACCAAUUCUUAAAAGUCUGAAAUAGAUUUUAGUUUAAUAACGUUCAAGAACAUUUUUUUUUAUUUAAUGACUUUGGUAUAUACUUCUAUUCGAGCCAAAUGGAGUCGUGGAAUGCAUAUGAUCAAGUUGAAUAUCAAUUAGUGUUUUAACAAUAACUACACUGAUUUCUGGAACGGUAAACUUUGACGUGAUUGGAAAAAUCGAUUAGGGAUUUAAAAACUAUAUCACUUGGACAUGUCAAAGAACGUAAGUCAGUUAUCAAAUACCACACCGUUGAAGGAUACAUAAUAACUUCACCCUAACAGCUACACAAAACAGCAAUAUGUGCCUAUUAAAUAACUGAUCAUAAAUAUACAAUGAAAAUAAUUAAAAGCUCAUUGAUAAAAUUGUACUUUGAAACUUAUAAUAAUGUGAUAGAUCUGAGCAGCAGCGUUUAUUUUCAAAUGGAUUUAGAAUAUUUAAUCCCACCGACUGCGCCAAUUUAUAGUGUACAUAAAACCUGAAUAAUUCUGAACAUUUUUGUCUUACAGUACUAGUAGGUUGGAGUUAAAUGAAUGUUAGAGUAUUUUAUAGUGUAGAUAAAUAAACUAAAGAACAAUUUUUUUAUCAACAACAUCGAACUCCAUGGUUUCAUCUCGACAGAACUUCAAGUUUUUUAUGAUAAUUUAUCUUAUUUUUAUUUAAAUUAUAUCAUUGUUGUUUUUUGAGAUCAGAGGCGAUCUAAUUCGCUAAAUGUCUUAAAAGGGGCUGAGAGAUCUCAUCCCGUACCAGCCCUCGAAGAGAACCCUGCGGCACCCGGUUACUUCGCACAAUUUCCGUCUCUCGGUUCCCAUCUGACAAGUGUUGUAUAUGUUGUUUUAAAGUGUCUUGUUCAGAGCCACUCUAUUUUUUCUAUUGUUCUUAGACGUCCUUGGAUGGGUACCUUGAGAAACGGAAAUCUUAGAACGACCUCGGUGCAACAUGGCGCUCAGUUUUUAUUACUGCAUUUUUAAACUUGUUGUUAUUAUUAUAUUAUAUUACUUUAAUGGUAAAAAAUUUGUUCGUAAAUUAAAUGUACAUUGUUUUGUUUUUCUUUGAUUUUUUGUUGUAAAUGCUUUUUUUAAUUAAUAAUACCAUUCUUGCAGUUUUCA
Messenger RNA from Diabrotica balteata, 5509 nucleotides. NCBI's taxonomy places the organism in Eukaryota, Metazoa, Arthropoda, Insecta, Coleoptera, Chrysomelidae. The record is from the annotation of a GenBank genome assembly.